AUGGCUUCGUAUAAUUUACUGAAUCAAGAGGAGGAGGACUCCCUCCAUAAGUCGCGCCUCCUCAACGUCGAAGAGAAACCAUUCAAACGUAUCACGAAACGACUUCUCGCCAGCGACUCUCUCAUAACCACACCCCUCUCCUUCCCACCUACACCUCCUCCUGAAGGAGGCGACGCAGAAAAUGAGUCUACCGUCGCAGAGCAACACCAACAGAAAAAGAUCGAAGAAUGGCGACAGUUCAAAGAAGCCGUGACUCUAGACUUUGCCGCCUUUGAGAGCAGUAUAGCCCGAAUACAGUUCCUAUUGACGAACAACGAGAAAGAGCGAGAGCGAUACGCAGCUGAGAAACUUCGUAUACAAUCCACCGCGCAGGAUGUGCGGGAUAACACCGCUGAGCUGCGUGUGCAGCUCGAAGCCGCUCAGAAUACUUUAAACCUACGCAAGACGUACGAUAAUCUAACGGAAAAGAUUACGAGUAACCGCUUACUCCGGCCACGAGAAGACCAAAGAUCCAAUCUGGAGAAACUGCAAGUCGAGAUUCUGGAGCUGGAGAAAGAGAGUAAAGAGUACGCAAAGACAUGGUCUGAGCGGAGGGAACAAUUUGGUCGCAUUGUAGAAGAAGGCAUGCAACUACGUCGAUUGAUUCGUGAUGAAAAGGAAGAAGUUGAGCGGAGGGAAGGCAUGCAGGAAGGUGAUGGCGACGGAGGUGAUGAGGAAGACUCUACAAAGGGUGGUCGUAUUAGUGGAGUUAAUUCUCCUCGUCCGGAGUCAGAGGAGUCCGCUCCUCCUCCUACUGCUUCUUCUUCGCUGAAGUUACAAACGGAUAGAUUACAGUCGGAGACGGCGGGUGCGGCAUCACCGUUGCGACAGUCGAUUUCGAUAUCUGAACAGAAGCCCGAGGAUGUGGAUAUGGUUGAUGAAGGGGAAGUUGACGAGUUGGAAGAGGGGGAGGCCGAUGAAAGAGAGGAGAAGAUGGACACUACGUAG
Molecule: messenger RNA, 987 nt
Organism: Talaromyces stipitatus ATCC 10500
Lineage: Eukaryota; Fungi; Ascomycota; Eurotiomycetes; Eurotiales; Trichocomaceae
Exons: 2
Coding region: 1-987 (328 amino acids)
Biological process (GO): mRNA processing
Cellular component (GO): THO complex part of transcription export complex
Source: RefSeq, a predicted model, not a curated record